Olea europaea var. sylvestris is the source of this 1733-nucleotide messenger RNA. RefSeq names its product probable fatty acyl-CoA reductase 4. The transcript has 10 exons. Bases 36 to 1505 code for a protein of 489 amino acids. The record is from RefSeq and is a predicted model, not a curated record. Gene Ontology annotation, molecular function: alcohol-forming very long-chain fatty acyl-CoA reductase (NADP+) activity. Gene Ontology annotation, cellular component: intracellular membrane-bounded organelle. Gene Ontology annotation, biological process: suberin biosynthetic process; long-chain fatty-acyl-CoA metabolic process. NCBI's taxonomy places the organism in Eukaryota, Viridiplantae, Streptophyta, Magnoliopsida, Lamiales, Oleaceae.
AUCGAGUUGUUACAGUUCUUUUGCAUUCUCUUACAAUGGAAGAGAGUAAAAUUCUUCAAUAUUUUGAGGGGAAGACAAUUCUCAUUACUGGAGCCACAGGAUUUUUAGCAAAAAUUUUCUUGGAGAAAAUACUUAGAGUUCAACCCGAAAUCAAAAAAUUGUUUCUUCUAAUUAGAGCAGUGGAUAAGAGAUCUGCUGAACAACGCUUACAUGAAGAGGUGCUCAACACUGAAUUGUUUGGAGUUCUUGAGGAGAAAUACGGUGCUGACUUAAUUCCUUUUCUACUAUCAAAAGUUAUUCCUGUUUGCGGUGAUGUUUCUUAUGAGAACUUAGGUAACUAUGACUCAAAAUUGAGAGAUGAGAUGUGGCAAGAAGUAGAUAUUAUUGUUAACUCAGCCGCAACAACUAAAUUUGAUGAAAGAUAUGAUGUUGCAAUGGGGAUCAAUGCUUUAGGAGCCAUGCACGUCCAAAAGUUUGCCAGUAACUGUUCAAAAAUAGAGAUGUUUGUCCAUGUAUCCACGGCUUACGUACAAGGCUUGAGUGUAGGUCUCAUACCAGAAAAGCCAUUUCAUAUGGGCGAGACACUUGAUGGAGCUAAAAUCUCCUAUUUAGACAUCGACACAGAAAAAAGGAUAGUGGAAGAAAGACUAAGAGGGCUUGAAGCUCAAAAUGCAACAGAACUAGAAAUUGCAUCAGCUAUGAGAAAUUUGGGCACUGACAGAGCAAAGUUGCAUGGGUGGCCAAACACGUAUGUGUUUACAAAGGCUAUUGGGGAAAUGCUUUUGGAGAAGUUGGAGGAAAACGUUAAGCUCAUUAUUGUGCGCCCAACAAUUAUAACAAGUACUUAUAAAGAGCCCUUCUCUGGUUGGACAGAGGGUAUAAGAACUCUUGACAGCAUCUUCGUUGCUUAUGGCAAAGGAAAACUAAAAUUCUUCGUUGGUGAUCCCAACUCAACACUUGACAUGAUACCUGGUGAUAUGGUGGUGAAUUCUAUGCUUGUAGCAAUGGCUGUGCAUACAAAUCAACCAUCUCACAGGUUAAUUUAUCAUAUUGGUUCAUCUCUAAGAAAUCCACUAAAAUAUGAAGAUAUGAGGUGGCUUAUGUAUAAUUAUUUAACUGAGAAUCCUUUGCUUGACACGGGCGGGAAGCCUAUCAAAGUUGAGAAAGGCAAAAUAUUGGAAACUAUGGCUAGCUUUCACAGAUAUAUUGCAAUCCGUUACUUGCCAUUUGUACAGAUGUUAAAGUUGGUGAACAUGAUACUUUGCAACCAUUUCAGAAACUUACAUGCCAAUGCAAGACGAAGAAUCGAUUAUUCGAUACGUUUAGCAGAACUAUACAAACCAUACUUGUUCUUUCACGGAACUUUUGAUGAUACUACAACUGAAAAUCUACGAACAACAAUUAGAGGAAGCGAGGUGUUCAAUUUUGAUCCAAAGUGCAUUCAAUGGGAUGAGUACUUUAUGAACACACAUUUUCCAGGAAUCACAAAGUACGCAUUGAAGUGAUCUCACACUUUAAGAUGGGUUUGUGUGUUAGUAUUUUUCCGAAGAAUAAAGUAUGUUUAUAAUAACUUCAACAAUAGGAAGAAUUAACAAUCGUCUACUUUAUGAUUUUUUUUUUUUUUUGAACAAUGAAAUAUUGGCAAGUUUGGAAUUGAUGAUACUUCGUCUUUGAUGAAGAAAACCAUGUAAAAUGCACCGUAUAUAAUACUCUUAGUUUUCCAUUAAUGUACA